Messenger RNA from Panicum virgatum (switchgrass), 1044 nucleotides. Its product is annotated as protodermal factor 1-like. The record is from RefSeq and is a predicted model, not a curated record. NCBI's taxonomy places the organism in Eukaryota, Viridiplantae, Streptophyta, Magnoliopsida, Poales, Poaceae. The transcript is spliced from 3 exons. Bases 154 to 732 code for a protein of 192 amino acids.
AGGUGCAGCGUCCCAGGGCACGCUCCAUCUCUCGAGCACAGAGCACUGCACCCUCUCAUCCGCCGGUGCUUGCUCCUCCUCCCCACUUCAGCUAGUAGCCUCUUCUUGAGAGAAUCAUCAGGAAGAGGCCGGGAUAUCGAGGGAUCGAGCAAGAUGAUGAGCGGCAAGGCUCUCCUUGUCGCCGUGCUCUUGGUGGGCGUCGCCUCCCGGUGCUCCGGCAGCAGGGGCCUGCAGGGGGGUCACAUCGCUGAGCAGAAGUACGGUGGCGGUGGGUACGGUGGCGGCGGCAGCGGAUACGGUGGUGGCGGUGGGUACGGCGGAGGUGGUGGCGGUGGGUACGGAGGCGGCGGUGGUGGUGGCGGCGGCGGCGGCUACACGCCCGGCUACUCCGGCACGGGAACCUGCGACUACUGGAAGAGCCACCCGGACGCGAUCAUCUCGUGCAUCGGGUCGCUGGGCAGCAUCCUGGGGUCCUUUGGCGACGUGUGCAGCGCCUUCUUCGGGAGCAAGCUGCAGACGCUGCAGGACGCGCUGUGCAACACCCGCACCGACUGCUACGGCGACCUCCUCCGCGAGGGCGCCGCCGCCUACCUCAACUCCGUCGCCUCCCAGAAGUACGCCUACACCACGCAGCAGGUCAAGGACUGCAUCGCCGUCGCGCUCACCUCCGAGGCCACCGCCGCCGCGCAGGCCGCCAUGUUCAAGAAGGCCAACUACGCCUGCCACUACUAAUCGAUCGAUGACGAAGGAGCGAGUUGCUUCCUCCAUCUAUCAUUUCGUCAGUGUAGCGUGCUUGUUAAAUAAGAUGUGUGUACGUGACUGUGUUUGUGUGUGUGUCCGAUCCCCAGCUAGCGUCGCCUUCGUUUCUGCGUCGUCGUCUUCCCGUGACUAGCUCCCAUGAAUCCAUGAGGACGCAUGACGCCAUGCCGUCUCGUUGUCUGCUUCUUCAGUAGUGAUGAUGCCUGCUUCCUUGUCGUUGUUGCUGAUGUAAUGAGAAAUAAGAUGAGUUGGUUGGUGGUGAAAACGGUGAUUGUUCUUACGAAA